Macrosteles quadrilineatus (aster leafhopper) is the source of this 7148-nucleotide messenger RNA. RefSeq lists its product as uncharacterized. Bases 346 to 6534 code for a protein of 2062 amino acids. Gene Ontology annotation, molecular function: iron ion binding; iron-sulfur cluster binding; FMN binding. The record is from RefSeq and is a predicted model, not a curated record. The transcript is spliced from 40 exons. Lineage: Eukaryota; Metazoa; Arthropoda; Insecta; Hemiptera; Cicadellidae.
UUUCUCCAGUUCAGUUCGGGAGCCGGUGCAACGUUUAUGUGUGUCCGUAAAUACCGUUGCAACGCCGGCUUUUUAAUCCAUCCUGAAAAGUGCAAUUCCCUAUUGAACUGUCUUUGUUGAUUCUUGGUUACGUCAAGUCCACAUGUGUCAAAACAGCUGUUACAUAUGCUGAAAUUGUUUGUUUUUCUCAGUUAAAUCGUGUUUUGUAGGCAUUGUUAAGUCAGAAUUUUUAUAGUAAAUACAAAUUAUUUCAGUUUAUUGUGUGUGAAGGUGUAUCAAUUUGGACACAAGAAUUAAGUUUCUGUGAUUUUUUCUGCUGCUGCAGUUUUACAUAACCUGAGCGAGAUGACCAGCGAGGAGGUGACGUCAUGGUCACUACCCCCAGCCUCGGGGCUGUACGACCCUUCUGCAGAGAGGGAGGCGUGCGGUGUCGGCUUCAUAGUCGCCAUCGAUGGAGCCAGAUCUCACAAGAUUGUAAGGGAUGCUGAGAGGCUGGCCAUGCGCAUGAACCAUCGCGGCGCCUGCGCCUGUGACAACGACACUGGUGAUGGCGCGGGUGUACUGACCGCCAUCCCUCACAACUAUUACGCCCGUGAGCUCAGAGAACAACAAGGCGUGGAACUGCCUCCGUUUGGCCAAUACGCGACAGGUAUCAUCUACCUUGACAAGAUUCACCACAACGAUUGCGAAGCUCAAUUCUCCAAGAUUGCAGAAGAAUGCAAACUCAAGGUGUUAUCCUGGAGGACUGUGCCCACAGACAACGCAGGCAUCGGAGAAGUAGCUCGUAGCAGUGAACCCUUCAUGAGACAGGUCUUCCUAGUGCCUACCACCAAGUUUGAAGAGGACGAUUUGAGGAAGCAGGUGUUUGUGCUACGUAAGCGAGCUACCCAUACAAUCCCCAAGCCAGGAGUAAGGUUCUACAUCUGCUCUUUGUCCAACAGAACUGUGGUAUACAAGGGACAGUUCACUUCAGAUCAGCUGUGGCGCUACUUCACUGAUCUCAAGUCGCCAGACUUUGACACCUACUUGGCCCUGGUUCACACCCGGUUCUCCACCAACACUUUCCCAAGCUGGGAGAGAGCACAUCCACUCAGGAUGUUGGCGCACAAUGGAGAGAUCAACACGUUACGAGGCAACGUGAACCUGAUGAAGGCCAGAGAGGGAGUAAUGCGUAGUCCGUACAUUGAGGACAUGCAGUCUCUAUACCCUGUUGUGGAACCUAACCUCUCAGACUCCGGCUCUCUAGACUGUGUGCUGGAGUUCAUCGUGAUGGCCGGCAAACGAGACCUACCUGAGGCUGUGAUGACCAUGGUACCCGAGGCAUGGCAGAACGACCAGACGAUGCCGGCGGAGAAGCGAGACUUCUACCACUGGGCGGCGUGCGCCAUGGAGCCUUGGGACGGGCCGGCGCUCCUCACAUUCACUGACGGCCGGUAUGUCGGCGCCAUCCUGGACCGCAACGGCCUACGACCCUCUCGCUUCUACGUGUGCAAGGACAACAUCAUGGUGAUGGCUUCAGAGGUCGGAGUCUAUGACACAGAGCCGGAGAACGUGUCCCUCAAGAGUCGCUUGAAGCCAGGCAGGAUGCUGCUGGUAGAUACCCAGGAGAAGAGGAUCAUCCAGGAUGUUGAGCUGAAGAUGCACAUUGCCAAGUGUCGUCCGCACUCCGAAUGGCUCAAAGAGGAGAUAACUAUGGAGGAGUUGCGAGCAGCAUCAUCCGUAGUCGUGCCUGAGUCACCGGUCGUUCCAGUGUCCAACGGAGAUUUGAAGGAUGAACUCACAGAGCACGACCUAACUCGUAUCUGGGGUGGCGAUAGACGACUCUCCCUGUUUGGUUACACCAUCGAGACCAUCAACAUGCUGCUGCUGCCGAUGAUACGCACCAAGAAAGAAGCCCUGGGGUCUAUGGGCAAUGAUGCGCCUCUGGCCUGUCUUUCACAGUUCCAGCCACUGCUCUAUGACUAUUUCAAGCAACUUUUUGCCCAGGUGACCAACCCCCCCAUAGAUCCGUUCCGUGAGAAGAUAGUGAUGUCACUGAUGUGUCCCAUUGGUCCAGAAGAUAACAUCCUACAGCCGAGUGCUAAGCAGUGCCAUCGUCUGAUGUUGCCUCACCCCAUUCUCUCUCUGACUGACCUUAAGGUGCUCAAGAAGAACACUCACCGUGGAUGGAAGACGAAAGAGAUCGAUGUGACUUUCGCCAAGGAGGAAGGUCCAGAAGGGUUGGAGAAGACGCUCAACAGAGUGUGCGACGAAGCCACCACAGCGGCUAAACAGGGCUACCAACUCAUCGUCUUGUCAGACAGAAAAGCCGGCGCUAACCGGGUGCCAGUGAGUAUGUUGCUUGCUCUAGGUGCCACGCAUCACCAUCUGAUCGAGGAGCGACAACGGAUGAAAGUCGGACUCAUCUUGGAGACUGGAGAAGCAAGAGAAGUGCACCACAUGUGUGUGCUGCUCGGUUACGGUGCAGAUGCCAUUUGCCCGUUCUUUGUGUUUGAAAUGGCCAAGUCACUUAGAGAAGAAGGCGUGUUGGAGCCUGCGCUCACUGAUGAAAUACUUUACAAGAACUACUCCGAGGCCAUGGAGAGAGGAAUCUCCAAGGUGAUGGCUAAGAUGGGAAUCUCCACUCUCCAGUCGUACAAGGGAGCACAAAUCUUUGAAGCAGUGGGGCUGUCGGAGGAAGUCAUCAACAAGUGCUUCAAGGGCACUCAGUCACGUAUUGGAGGAGCCACUUUCAACGUCCUGGCCAAGGAAGCGUACGAGAGGCACCAUCUGGCGUACAGUGACAAAGAUAUGCUGGUACUGAGGAACCCUGGACUCUAUCACUGGAGACAGGGCGGGGAGAAACAUGUCAACGACCCAGUCAGUCUGGCCAAUCUUCAGGAGGCCGCAGUCAACAAGAGUGGCAACGCUUAUGACAGAUUUAGGGAGUCAACACUGGCCAGUGUAAGGGACUGUACUAUCCGUGGUCAGCUGGAGUUUGUGCCCAGCGACAACCCUGUGGACAUCUCCGAGGUAGAGCCGGCCGCGGAGAUUGUCAAACGGUUUGCUACAGGAGCCAUGAGUUUUGGCAGUAUAUCUCUAGAAGCUCACCAGACUCUAGCCGUGGCAAUGAACCGUGUUGGAGGAAAGUCAAAUACUGGAGAAGGAGGAGAGAACCCAGACCGAUACCUCAACCAGGACCCAGAUUUCAACAGAAGGUCGGCCAUCAAGCAAGUUGCUUCAGGACGUUUUGGAGUGACUAUUUCCUACUUGGCUAACGCUGAUGACCUCCAGAUCAAGAUGGCACAGGGAGCCAAACCCGGAGAGGGAGGAGAACUUCCGGGCUACAAGGUGACAGAGGACAUAGCCAAGACCAGACACUCAGUGCCAGGUGUUGGUCUGAUUUCUCCUCCUCCCCACCACGACAUCUACUCCAUAGAGGAUCUGGCGGAACUCAUCUAUGACCUUAAGUGUGCUAACCCUGCCGCUCGCAUCUCCGUCAAGCUGGUGUCUGAGGUGGGCGUCGGUGUCGUCGCCUCCGGUGUUGCCAAGGGUAAGGCAGAACACAUAGUGAUCUCUGGCCAUGACGGAGGUACGGGGGCCAGUAGCUGGACUGGUAUCAAGGCCGCAGGGUUGCCGUGGGAGCUGGGCAUAGCAGAGACACAUCAGGUGUUGGUGCUGAACAACUUGCGCUCUAGGGUGGUGGUGCAGGCGGACGGCCAGAUUAGGACUGGUUUCGACGUGGUUGUGGCAGCGUUGCUGGGAGCUGAUGAGUUUGGGUUCAGCACUGCUCCGCUGAUUGUGAUGGGAUGUACGAUGAUGCGCAAGUGUCACCUCAAUACUUGUCCAGUCGGCAUUGCAACUCAGGAUCCGGAACUGCGCAAGAAGUUUGCUGGCAAGCCUGAACAUGUCGUCAACUACCUGUUCAUGUUGGCCGAAGAGAUUCGAGGCCACAUGGCGUCUCUGGGCAUCCGCAAGUUCCAGGACCUGAUUGGACGAACAGACCUGCUGAGAGUGUAUGAGAACUCAAACAACCCUAAAGCCAAGUUGCUAAACUUUGGCCUAAUCCUGAAGAACGCACUUCACAUGCGCCCUGGUGUCAAUAUAGUCGGUGGAUCAGAGAAACAGGACUUCCAACUAGAGAAACGUCUUGACAACCGGUUGAUAGAACUUGCUCAGCCAGUGAUUGAUGGUAAACAGAAGUCUGUCAAGGUGGAAAUGGAAAUUAACAAUGAGUGUCGUGCCUUCGCCUCCACACUCAGCUAUCACAUUGCUAGGAAGCACCUAGAUGAAGGACUGCCUGAGCACAGCAUCAAUGUCAGCCUAACAGGAUCAGCUGGUCAGAGCUUCUGUGCCUUCUUGUCUAAGGGAGUUCACGUCACCCUGGAGGGAGACGCUAACGACUACGUCGGCAAGGGUCUAUCUGGAGGUGAGAUUGUGAUUUUCCCUCCAAAAGCGUCAACAUUCGACUCUGUAAUGAAUGUGAUUGUGGGCAACGUUUGUCUCUACGGAGCGACGUCAGGAAAAGCGUUCUUCCGAGGGAUUGCUGCUGAACGGUUCUGCGUGCGAAACUCUGGCGCUGUUGCUGUAGUUGAGGGAGUCGGAGAUCAUGGAUGUGAAUACAUGACUGGAGGAGUUGCUGUUAUCCUAGGAUUGACAGGACGUAACUUUGCUGCCGGCAUGUCCGGAGGUCUUGCUUAUGUGUACGACUUGGAUGGCUCUUUCAAAAUAAAAUGCAACCCAGAGAUGGUUGAGUUGCUUCCUUUGGAGCUUGAUGAUGACUUAAAGUACGUCAAGAGUCUGCUGGUAGAGUUCCAAGAGAAAACUGGAUCAGAGAUCGCCAAACAGAUGAUUGCAACGUGGCCUGAGCCUGCUAAGAAAUUUGUCAAGGUGUUCCCGUAUGAGUAUCAGCGAGCCCUGAAGCAGAUGGCGGAGACUGCUCAGACCAAGGAAGUGGACUCCAAGGCAGCACCAGCAGCCAACGCAGCAGUCAAGGACAUCGAGGAAGUCAUCAAUGACUCGGCCGUCGAGAAGAAGCGACUUGAGAAGGUCCUCGAUAAGACAAGAGGCUUCAUGAAGUACCAGCGUGAAACGGCGCCAUACCGUCCGGUAGAGAAACGUCUGAAGGACUGGGACGAGAUCUACAACUUCCAGCACGUGCGCAAGGGGUUGCGAGUGCAGGCCGCGCGGUGUAUGGAGUGUGGCGUGCCGUUCUGUCAGAGCAGCCACGGUUGUCCACUGGGCAACAUCAUACCUAAGUGGAACGAUCUCAUCUUCAACAACAACUGGAAUGAGGCGCUCAAACAGUUAAUGCAGACCAACAACUUCCCCGAGUUCACCGGUCGAGUGUGCCCGGCGCCCUGCGAGGGAGCUUGUGUGUUGGGUAUAAAUGAGCCACCAGUGACAAUCAAGAACAUCGAGUGCGCCAUCAUCGACCAUGCGUUUGAGCAAGGCUGGGUCAAGCCUGAGCCGCCAACUACUCGCACCGGGUUCAAAGUGGCUAUUGUUGGGUCAGGACCAGCUGGCAUGGCGUGCGCUCAUCAGCUGAACAAGGCUGGACACUUGGUGACUGUGUAUGAGCGUAAUGAUCGCAUUGGUGGGCUGCUGCAGUACGGCAUCCCUACCAUGAAACUGUCCAAGGAAGUUGUCCAACGUAGGGUCCGGCUACUGGCUGACGAAGGGAUUGAGUUCAAGACAAACAUCAAUGUCGGAAAAGAUAUCAGUGCCAAGGAACUGUACGAAGAGUUUGACGCGGUUGUUCUGUGCACCGGAGCGACGUGGCCGAGAGAUCUGCCCAUCCCCGGGCGACAGCUGGAAGGUAUCCACUUUGCUAUGAGCUUCCUGGAGACCUGGCAGAAGAAGCAGAUGGGAGACACAAACAUCAACCCUCUGUUGGCCAAGGACAAGGAUGUGAUAGUGAUCGGAGGAGGAGACACGGGAUGUGACUGUAUAGCUACAUCUCUGAGACAGGGCGCCAAGAGCAUCACAACGUUUGAGAUCCUCCCAGAACCUCCGGUGUCCCGUGGACGAGACAACCCGUGGCCUCAGUACCCACGGGUGUUCAAGGUGGACUACGGCCAUGAUGAGGUCAAACUCAAGUUCGGCAACGAUCCUCGUCAGUUCAGCACCCUGAGCAAGGAAUUCCUUGACGAUGGCAAGGGCCAUGUUGCUGGUAUCCGGACUGUCAAAGUUAGCUGGACUAAGGAUGACACCGGCCGUUGGAAGAUGGAUGAAGUUCCUGACACUGAAAAGGUUUACAAGGCAGACUUGGUCCUGCUUGCCAUGGGCUUCCUGGGUCCUGAACGAUACAUCGCCAAUGAUCUGGACCUCAACCUAGACCCUCGCUCUAACUACGAGACACCCUCCAGCAAGUACACCACUUCUGUGCCAAAGGUCUUCGCAGCUGGAGACUGUAGGCGAGGCCAAUCCCUGGUAGUGUGGGCCAUAGCAGAGGGACGUCAGGCUGCUAGAGAAGUAGACGCUUUCCUGUUGGGCUCCACUACACUGCCUGGACCUGGCGGAGUCAUCACCACACUUGUCAGCCAGAAGGGCUAAGUUCGAGUUGAUCGACCUGGACUCUUCUAUCAAAGACACAAUCCGAGCGCAGAGCCGGCCGGCCUCUCAACAGAACACAGUAUUAGCCACACACAUUUACGCCCAGUUGUUGUAUCAAGAUAUUUAUUUUGUCAAUAAAAUUUAGAUCUGUAAGAAUAUUGCUGUAUAAAAUAUACGUUACACAACGCCUACUAUUUUAAGGUGCGUUAUACAUCUUAGUAUGUGUAGUUUAGGAAAGAGAAUAGGAGAGUUAGAAGUUCAAUACUUAACUGAAACUUAUAUUUUGAUUGUUACGAGCGAGGUGAAAUGUUUGGUAAAAUUUUAUUUUUCUAGACAACAAAUCACAACGGAAGUCCAAAGUAGCAUUUACUUUUACAAAUUGUAUUUCUGGUUUUAGGAUUUACACUUGAUUGCCAAAGAUUGAAAUGUUUCUGUCUCCCCAGCGCUCUCUUCUAUCGGUGUUACGUUACUGUAUAUAUAUUCUAUUAGAUUGUUAUUACAUAUUUACUUAUGUAGAUGAAGAAUGGAAGUGUUUUAUAUUGUUGCAGGCUUAAGAAUGUGUACAGAACUGUUUUGCUAUGUUGUUUAUCAAUAAAACCGUAGAAAACCAUUAA